Molecule: messenger RNA, 1613 nt
Organism: Gamsiella multidivaricata
Lineage: Eukaryota; Fungi; Mortierellomycota; Mortierellomycetes; Mortierellales; Mortierellaceae
Product: Alpha/Beta hydrolase protein
Exons: 3
Coding region: 171-1535 (454 amino acids)
Molecular function (GO): hydrolase activity
Source: RefSeq, a predicted model, not a curated record
GGGACAUACGCCCCGCUAUUUGUCCAUUCCCCCCUAUUCCACCUUGAACUUGUAGUGCUCACUCCAUUCAUUUGCAUCCCUCUCUUUCCUUCAUUUCUUUCAUUCCUAUUUCUUGACAUUAGGACCAAAAAAAAAAAAAAGAAGAAAAGGAGAAAAGCACACUAUCAAAAAUGGCUCAAAAAGCUAUCGGCUUCUUGAAGCUGAUGCUUCCAAGGAUCCCCUUGAUAAUCUCCACCACUUUCAGUCACUAUGUCUAUGGCCCACCCAUGCCCUCGUGGUCCUACCGCUUCACCCUCACCGUGACCCUUCUGCGGUCCUUUAUCGCUCACAUGAAUCUCGCGCCCAUCAAGCAAUCGCAGGCUAUGUCCAUGAUGACAGAAGAAGACGCACCCGUCAAACCAGGGGCCAUUGCAUCCGGGGCCACUAUCUCAAAGUCAUACAGGGACAAGGCUGCAGAGCACGUUGCACGGCUGUUUGAUCUGAAGGGAAUCGAUUCCGCCAAUCUGGGUUGGGACUGGAAGAACGAUCCUGCUGCAGAUGGUCCGCUGAUGGCUGAAUGGACCGAGACUGUCACCAAGGACGAGAAGCACGCGGAGGGACGGACGGUUCUUUAUCUUCAUGGAGGAGGGUACAUUCUGGGAUCCAUUCUCACGCACCGAUGGGCUUCUGCCAGCAUGGCACGUCUGGGUGGAGCCAAGGUCUUUGCGAUUGACUACCGGCUCGCGCCGGAUUCUCCUUUCCCAGCAGCUAUUGUGGACUCAUUGGCUGCGUAUCUGUACUUGCUUCAUCCGCCUGCCGACUCGGGCUUUGCUCCUGUGGAUCCCAAGAACCUGGUCAUUAUGGGCGACUCUGCCGGCGGAGGAUUGGCAUUCGGUGCCAUGUUGGCGAUUCGAGAUGCAGGUCUUCCUAUGCCGGCUGGCGUCGUUGGUCUCAGUCCGUGGCUGGAUUUGCUGCAUUCGAUGCCUUCGGUCCUGACCAAUGCACACUCGGACUACAUUCCAGCCGAGGGAUUCACACAGGGCGGUCAGGGCUCGGUCAAGAAGUUGGCGAAGCUCGCUUCUGCGAUCGAUGAGAGUAUUCUCCUGCAUCAUGCGGAAAUGCCGGAAAUUCAAUAUUAUGCGACCAAUGCGCUCCUGGAUUGUCCUUAUGUCAGUCCUUUGAUGGAGAAGAGUCUCGAAGGAGCAUGUCCCAUGCUAGUGAUUGCUGGAAACGGAGAGAUGUUGCGAGACGAGUCGAUUGUGUUUGGACUAAAGAACGCGAAUGCUUCGCCCACGUUGCAUCUGCUCAUGUACGACGAUAUGCCCCAUGUGUUCGCCAUGUUCGACUUUUUGGUCAGUGCUGGCGAUUGUCUUGAGGCCGCGGGAGAGUUCAUUCGAAAUGUCACUCUAGGCGGCAAGGAUAUUCCGAACAAGAGUUAUCUCCGCGUCGGUGUCGAUGGUCGACGAAGGCCGCUUGAGCAGGACGCUGUUGUGGGCUGGGAGGAGCGUGUGGGCAAGCUUGGUGGAGGACACAAGGUCCUUGCUGGUCUUCUGUAGAGGGCUAGACUAGAAUAGUGUUGGCAGGUUGCAGUGCAACAAGAAAAAAAAAAUACAUAUAUACCCCAGAGUACGUUC